Molecule: messenger RNA, 4553 nt
Organism: Vitis riparia (riverbank grape)
Lineage: Eukaryota; Viridiplantae; Streptophyta; Magnoliopsida; Vitales; Vitaceae
Product: cyclin-dependent kinase G-2-like
Exons: 6
Coding region: 273-2414 (713 amino acids)
Biological process (GO): regulation of mitotic cell cycle; protein phosphorylation
Cellular component (GO): nucleus
Molecular function (GO): cyclin-dependent protein serine/threonine kinase activity; ATP binding
Source: RefSeq, a predicted model, not a curated record
AUAACGCGUAUCAGAAAGUUGGAGGCGGUUUCUUUUGCGCGUCUCCUACUCUUCGUGGCGGUUUCGCUCUUCGAUCGGUCUUCGGUGAGUGUUCUUCUUCAUCUCGUGAUUUUCCUGGGGAGAAGAAUCAGUGCGGUAUACGGUUCUAGGGCUUUGUUUUUUCGAUACUCGAUUCUUUGGUUCUCGAUAAAUUUUCCCUUUUUCUUGUUGGGUUGUCGAUUUUUAGGGUUAGGGUUAGGGUUUUUCCUCCCAAUUCUUGGCCUUUUGAUUACAUGGCGGCUGGAAGAGUCGGUGUUUCCAGGAGGAAUGAUUUUUACAAGUACUCCAAAAAGGAACAUGAUUAUCAUAGAAACCCUAAUCGUGGUGUGGAGUUGAGUCGAGAUCGCGAUCGGGGCGUUACGGGUAGGAAUGGGUUCGAUUCGUUGUCGAGGGUGAGCGGUGAUGUUGGUGGUCGUCGUAAUGUGUUCCGUGUUAGGAUCGGUGAAAAAGAGCUUGGUAAGUUAUCCUCUGGGCGUAAAAUUGGAUCUCAGAUGGUGGAUAGUGAGACUUCUGAGGUUGAUAAUGGGGUUAAGAUGAACUGUGAUAGAAAGAGGAAGUUUUCGCCUAUUGUGUGGAACGCGGAGAAGGAAGUGAGGAUUUCGUCAAAGAAUGGGGUUGUAUCUAUGAGCACUGCGUUGUCUCAGCCUAAAUUGUUGGGUGAAGUUGUUUCAGAUGAGGUUGUUGCGGUGCACGGUGAUGCUGAUCGGAUUCAGUGCUUGCAGUCUUCUAUUAUAGAGUCCCAUGUGGUGAGCGGCUCUGCUGAAACUGCUGUUGUGGAGCCUCCUGCAUGUUUGUCUUCUCUGAUGCCUGGUCAGCGCUGUGGGAGGAGUGGUGAAGAAGUGGAGCAGCUGGAGGAGGAAGUUGUUUGUUCCUGGAAUAUCGCCACAUCUAGGUGGGCAUCUGAAAGUGAUUCUCCAAGAGAAAAAUGUUUCUCUGAUAAUGGAAAUAUGCCCAAGCGAAGUAAAAUGAGUUCUCCUAUGGAUUCACCUUCAAGAACUCUAUUAGAUGGAAAGGCAUCCAGUCCUGAGAGUGGGGAGUUUCAAAGAGAAGACUCAGAAGGAGAUAGGGCUGAAUCUUCUGUAACCGAUGAAGUUGGUAUUUUCAUAGGGCGUGCUGGUGGAGAAGAAUGUUCUGGAAAUGAAUUAGACAACAAUGAUUGUAUGGAAAUCAAUGACGGUGAGGAUGAGACUCGUGUUGAUUAUCAGUCGGGCUUGGAUUCUGAGGAUGGUAAUGAGGUUCAUCUUCCGGUAGAGUCGCUGCCUCCCCCACAAAGGAGUGUAAACAUGCUUCAGGAAUGUAGAAGUGUGUUUGAAUAUGAUAGGCUCAAUAAAAUAAACGAAGGUGCAUAUGGUGUAGUGUAUAGAGCCAGGGACAAAAAAACGGGGGAAAUCGUGGCAUUGAAGAAAAUGAAAAUGAAGAUAGCAGAAACAGAUGGUUUCCCUAUGACAGCUUUGAGGGAAAUAAACAUUCUCUUGUCUUUUCAUCACCCCUCGAUUGUGGAUGUUAAAGAAGUUGUUAUGGAUGACUUUGGUACUGUUUACAUGGUUAUGGAGUACAUGGAACAUGACCUUAAGCGGCUGAUUGAAUUGAAGAAACGGUCUUUCUCUUUAAGUGAAGUUAAAGGCAUGAUGCUGCAGCUGUUGGAGGGUGUCCAGCAUCUUCAUCAUAAUUGGGUGCUACACAGGGAUUUGAAGACAUCAAAUCUUCUUUUGAACGACAAUGGUGAGUUGAAAAUCUGUGACUUUGGGUUGUCUCGCCAGUAUGCAAGCCCAUCUAAACCAUAUACUCAGUUGGUGGUCACUCUAUGGUACAGGGCUCCUGAACUUCUGCUGGGAACAAAACAAUACUCAACGGCGAUUGACAUGUGGUCUGUGGGUUGUAUAAUGGCUGAACUUUUAGCGAAAGAGCCACUAUUCCAAGGGAAAACUGAAUUGGAUCAGCUUGACAAGAUUUUUAAGAUUCUUGGAACACCCAAUAAAACAAUUUGGCCAGGGGUUUCCAAUUUGCCUGGAUUCAAAGCCAACUUUGUCAAGCAACCGUAUAAUCUGUUGAGGAAGAAAUUUCCAGCUACAUCUUUCACUGGAUUUCCAGUUCUCUCUGAUUCAGGGUUUGACCUGUUGAGCAAACUUCUAACGUACGACCCUGAGAAGCGAAUAACCGCAGAAGCUGCAUUGGACCAUGACUGGUUUCAUGAGGUACCCCUUCCCAAAUGUGAAGGUUUCAUGCCUUUUUUCCCUGCUCAACAUGCUCAGGACAGGCAUCUGCAGAGAAUAAUUGACAGCUUGCAUCCCUAUAGAAGAGCCAUGAAGCAAGAAUUUGCUGCAAGGGUCGCUGACUCUGGUGGUUUGUUCUUAAGAGAUGGAAAUGGUGGAUGAUCAUCUGUUCAUAUCCUUCACAUAUUAUUUGUUUACAGAUAAGCAAUUUUGAGGUGAGAUACUGACAUUGUGUACCAAGUUGUGAAAACUUUUAUUGAGGAAUUGAUAUUUUGGCAGACACAAAUGCGAUGUGUUGCAGAAAUUAGCAUCAUGUCAGCAAGAUUGAUUUAAGGAUGGUUUUGUCCCUGGCUAUGUAAUUGUUUGAUGGUCCCUUGUGCUUGAAUCUCAAGGUGGGGCUGAAUGAUCUUUACACUCUCUUUUUCCUUUUUAUAUUUGGUCAGUUACAGUUGAAACUUAUGUAAAUAUUUCAUUCUAAAGAUGCUUUUAUACUAGCUAUAAAGUUUGAAAUGUUAUGGAUUUAUUUCCCUGCCUUGCUCUACGGUUCCUUUAAAUGUUUGCACUUUGCUUGCAAGAAAUUACUGGUAUAAGUCAAUGACAAAGUGGAGGGAGCGUUCUUGGCGUUUCAUACCUGGACAACAGAUAACAUUACAUCUGUAAGUUGUUUUACUGAUAUGAUAUUUGUACCAUGUCAACAAAUAUCAGGAUUUUGUCUUCAUGAUGGAUUCUUUUCUAUUACAAUCAAGGUGAUGACCAUAGGUCCAUUCUUCCUGGUUUUCUGCUGAAACAUAUGCAAGUGACGGCACAUCUUGCUGCAUCCUCACAUUGUGGAGUUGCAAGGGAAGUUUUAUCUUUGAAUUAUAUUCAUUUGCUUAUUUAUUUAUGUUCACUUGUGAUGCUUCAACUGGUACUUUUUGUGAUUAUUGUCAACAUCUUUUCUAAUCAGUUAAAGAUAGAAUUAAGCAGAUUGACCUAUCAUAAAAAGAUGGUAACAAGUAAAAUCAAAAUGAGAUGCAAUUGCCUCAACCUCACCCUGAACCCCCAAGGAGGAAACCUUUAUAAAUAUGUCAGCAAUUUGAGUGAAUAGACAUGGUGGUGCCAGGAUAACGUUCCAAAUUGACUUGUAUUAGAUUUGAUAUCUUUAAAAAGGUGGUUGGUGGUGUUGCUACUUGUCUCAAAUAGAUGUUUUGUAUUUAUGCGGUUCCACUUUGUUUUAUUUAUUUAGGGGAAAGGCUGUACCAAAACUUUGCCUAUGCAUAUUCAUAAAUUGAUUUGAUUUUGUCCUGGUUCAUGGGUAUAAUACUUUCAUACCUGUCAAAUUCCUGCUUAGGUUAACAUUGCCCUUUGUACAUAGCAUUUUCUAGUUUGGUGUUUGACAGAACUUUGUGAAGGCAAAUGACGGGAGGACUUGUUCUAGCAUUACAGUUGUAAGUUAUUUCAGGUUCAGAAGUCUUACACAACGUUCUUAAAAUUUGAUCAGCAUCUUCUUUUCUGUUUAUUUAUUGGUUUUGGCUGGUGCUGCCUGCCCAUGUAAGGUCCAAGUUCUCAACCAUUCCUUCAUAGUAACAAAAUUAUCAUGCGUUUGAAGCAAUGGAGGUUGGCAAGCACUCGGCUUGCUCAAUGUGAUCACUUGUAAGGUUUCCCCUUUUAUGCACAUCUUCAAUUGCACUAGUUUCCCCUGGUGCUUAUUAUGCAUUGGAUCUCAUACUUGGAUUGAAGGUACAAAACCCAUUGCCUGCAUGCUAUAAUUAUCAAAUACUCGAUUAUUUUAUUACUUGAGAUCUCUGUUGAUAUUUUUGCCAUCUAAACAUUACUAAAUAACCUAAAUCUGCGUCAACUCCCUAAAAAUGAUGGCAAAUCAAUACUAGGCAAUGGGUUUUGAAUGAUUUUUAGGAAUAAUUGAAUGAUUUUUGGUGUCUCUGUGUUCAUGUGUCUUUGUCUCCACUUAACCUGUGUGAUUGAAUUUAACGAGUACAGAAAAGGGAGUGGAUGAUCUCCGAUUUUACUUUUUCUUCCAACUUCCUGAAUUUGUUAUUAUCUCGGAGCUUUGAUAUUCAGCUUGAGGGUGAUGAUGCCAAAAAGAAUAAAGCAGGCAGAAAGAAUGAUAGUGAUGGAUGACAGGGCAUGUAGAAUGUCCCAGUGCUAUUUUGAUAUUAUCUUUUUGUGCAAGUGUUGAAACAAGUACUUGAAAGUUCUACCGAAGGCUAAUCUAAAAUCUAAGAUGUGUUUUAUGAAAUUUUGGUGACAGUGAGGUCCAAAUUAUUAGUUAUCAAAUGGAAAGGGUGUGGCUUUUUAUUUUUA